Molecule: messenger RNA, 2431 nt
Organism: Scaptodrosophila lebanonensis
Lineage: Eukaryota; Metazoa; Arthropoda; Insecta; Diptera; Drosophilidae
Product: E3 ubiquitin-protein ligase RFWD3
Exons: 2
Coding region: 31-2073 (680 amino acids)
Biological process (GO): interstrand cross-link repair; protein ubiquitination
Cellular component (GO): nucleus
Molecular function (GO): protein binding; ubiquitin protein ligase activity
Source: RefSeq, a predicted model, not a curated record
AUUAAAAUAAUUAAUUAAGAAGCGCUCGACAUGAGCGAAGAACGCGAGCUUGACCCGAAUGGAGUUCUCCUCGCAAGAGGCGUUCUUAUCUUUGAGGGCGGUAACUAUGAUAGCUCGCAGGAUAAUUUCCAGCCCGUCCUGCGCAGACGUGGACGGCAACGGUUGGGUUCUACACAAGAUCACGAUCACGAUUACGUCCAUACGCCACCGGAACAAGAGCUAAUUAUAUUGCCCGCCUCACAGCGCCGCAGUGUCGAUGUAAUUCCUUGGCAGGAGGAAGAGGAGCAAUCUGAGGAUGAAGCGCAGCCAGAGCCGGAGCCGGAGCCCGAACCUACACCGGAACCACCUGUAGCUGACCAGCCAGUUGAGGUGCCAGAUGAUAUGAUACCUGAGGAUUCUAUUGAAGCCAUUCCACUAGAUAUUGACGAAGCUUCCAACUCAAACGAAGCACAAGAGCCCGAAGCAGCCGCUGAGCCUGCAGAAAUGGAAGAGACUGAACGCAUUAAUUUGGACACACCCUCACCGCCAAAGAAGCGCAAGCGUAUAUCCAAUAGUGCUACCAAGGCUGGGAGCACGCCCAUUGCAAAACUACCAACCAGUGAUGACGAAGACGACGGGACGACAUGCCCAAUAUGCUUGGACUCGUGGGAAAUGUCCGGCGAGCAUCGACUCGUCUCACUUCGCUGUGGCCAUCUGUUCGGCGAAAGCUGCAUAAGGCGCUGGCUGACAGAGAGCAUGCGUCAAUCAUCUGUGAAGGUGUGCCCUCAGUGCAAAACAAAGGCUACUAAUCGAGACAUGCGCUACCUCUAUGCUCGCAGGUUGCGAGCUAUUGAUCGCAGCGAGGAGCAUCGCUUGCGCAACGAGCUAGAUGCGGAAAAGCGUCGCACCCAAUCGCUAACUACCGAACUAGCCGCUGUAAAAAUGGCCCACACCCUAACCUUGAAUAAGUUCCAUAACCUGGAGAUGGAUAAUGCGCGACUACGGGACUUGGUACGUGCCGGCGGAGGUCGGGGUGCAUUUACCGAGACAGCAGGCAGCCAGAGCAAACCGCUUGGGUUGCUGCCCAGCUACAGACUGUACAUGGAGAAGAACUUUGAAAUAACACGUGAGCCUGGUUGUCGGGUCCUGCUCUAUUCGUCCCAGCAUUCCACUUUGGUUGCGUCGCAGAGAAGCUCGCAGAGUCUAUUUCCUGGCUACGGGAUGCGCUUCAUCGAUCCGCCCACCUUUAAGCCGCUGCAUUUCCUGCAUACCUCGGCUAUGCAGGUGCGCGAUGUUUGCUUCAGUACCGAUCAGAAUAUGUUAGCCGUGGCCAGUCGUGAGACGCGCGUUAAAGUUUUCGAUAUACGUUCGCGUCAAUGCAGCGCCGUCUUCUCGGCGAACGAUAAAAUGCUCUGGUCGUGCGGCAUGGAUCGCAACGAGCGCGAGAAUUUUCUAUAUUUGGGAGACUCUAGAGGCGUUACCUACGUGUAUGAUGUGCGCUUUCCCGACACAACGAUUAGUGAAUUUAAAGCUGAUGAUUGCCUAAGUCCUGUGAUAGAUAUAGCAUCGGUGCCGGCAAGCAAGACUUUUUGCAACGGCGGCUUUCUGGUCUGCCAAUUAACACUGCUCACCUUCUAUGAGUACGAAAAUGAGACGGCUGUGCCGUCCCGCCUCAACAUUGAGGGUCCUUUUUUAUCCAUGCACUAUGACGUGUCUCAGGACACGGUGCUGAUUUCAGUGCGCUCCAAUGCCCAAUAUCCGCAAUCGCGUUUCAUUCUUGGUAAACUUGCCAAGAUCGAUGGCACGCCGGUAUUUGAAAUAAAGGCAACGAUUUUGGGCGCUAAGGCCACUCCAGUCAUGACCCGGGCCACCCAGCUGGGUGUUGAGUCGAAUACGUUGGUCGUUGGCUAUCUGCAGGACAGCAAACAGCUGAUAUUGCACGAUGUGCGGCGUGAGGAGCGCGUUCAGACGUUACCAGUGAAUGAGGUGGUCUACGAUAUUUGUCCUGUGAGCACGCCAAGUGGUUCCUAUCUGGCAGCUUUGACAGACAAUAAAUGCCGUAUCUACAAACUCAACUCCUCAGGGGGUAAAUAAGUUAUACAAUUUUCUGUGAAAAUGUGCGUCAGUCAUUUUUUGUUAUAAUCAUAAGAUACUAGACUUUAGUAAGUUGAUUAAGUUAUUCCGUAGCAUGUUAACCUGUUUGCCUUUUAAGUGAGUGCCCCGGUAAUUAAAUUAAAAGAUCUUGCAAAUACGUUCUUUUCCAUAUACAUAUAUUUGUAUCACUUUACACUUCGAACAAUAUGCUGUAUUUAAUAGCGAGAUUUUUGAUUUCUAUCGCUUUCAUUUUGUGUUAAAUUUGUGUGCACGUUGAACUUACUGAUCAUGCCUCACCAUUUUAGAAAGAACUCUACAUACAUGUAUAAUUUGCAAACUUGUAUACUAUGUGAAUAAA